Molecule: messenger RNA, 1547 nt
Organism: Morus notabilis
Lineage: Eukaryota; Viridiplantae; Streptophyta; Magnoliopsida; Rosales; Moraceae
Exons: 8
Coding region: 262-1314 (350 amino acids)
Source: RefSeq, a predicted model, not a curated record
UUGAUUUCAUCAGAAUUAACAAGUAGAACAAUUUCUUUUCUUUUCUUCUUCUUUUUAAUUUGGAUCUUCGGUGGUUUGUGAUUUAAGAAAGGGCUUUUCCUUAAGAUUCAGAUUCUGUGUUUUCUUUCCAAUCCUUAUUAUUAUUACUACUGGGCAUUGCCAUUGCCAUUGAAAUUGACGUUGACUCUUUUCUGUUCUGUUCUUCACAACAGGUUAGUUUUUCAUUGUCGUAAAAUCAUCUUUUCUGGAGGUUAAGAUACGAUGCGUGCGCCAUCAUUGCUCGCACAAUGCUUGCCUGGGUUGGUUCCCAAUGACAAAGGAAGUCACAGCUUGACAUCCAUUUCGGGUAGAGAUUUGCAUCUCCCAUCACCAGCCGUUGAGAUUCUCCCAUCCAAGUCGGUGCACCCGUACAAGUAUGCUGGGGAGAAUGUAGACUUGCAUGGACUUAAUGUGUUCAAGGGAAGAGUUAGUGUUGCUGAUAUCAUCGGGUUCAACAGUUCAGAAUCAAUAUCUUCAAAACCUGAGGGGUAUCUAAAAUCCUGGGACAGCUCUAUUGAUCUUGUUAAUGUUCUUAAGCAUGAAAUUCGUGAUGGACAACUUAGCUUUAGGGGAAAAAGGGUACUUGAGCUAGGUUGCGGCUAUGGACUGCCAGGGAUUUUUGCUUGUCUAAAGGGAGCUUCCACAGUUCAUUUUCAAGACCUCAACGCAGAAACCAUAAGAUGCACUACAAUACCAAACGUUCUUGCCAACCUCGAACAAGCUCGUGACAAGCAAAGCCGACAGCUGGAGAGCCCCCUUACUCCAUCGAGACAAACUCUGGCACCUUCGGUGCACUUCUACGCCGGUGACUGGGAAGAGCUCCCCACAGUCCUGUCAGUCGUGAGAGGUGAAGGGUUUGAAGCAACGACGGGGAUGAGCUUGAGCUUUUCAGAGGAGGACUUUAUGGAUGGAUGUAGCAGCCAAGAUGGCAGCAUUCUGGGGCAAGAAUCUUCCUCGAGGAGAUCAAGGAAGCUCUCGGGGAGCCGUGCAUGGGAGAGGGCUAGUGAGACAGAUCAAGGAGAAGGUGGAUACGACAUUAUUUUGAUGACGGAUAUUCCUUACUCGUUGACCUCAUUGAAGAAGCUUUAUGCGCUGAUAAAAAAGUGUUUGAGGCCUCCUUAUGGAGUGGCAUACAUGGCAACAAAGAAGAAUUAUGUUGGGUUCAACAGUGGAGCGAGACACUUGAGAAGUCUGGUUGAUGAAGAAGCCAUUUUUGGAGCCCAUUUAGUCAAAGAGAUGCCUGAUAGAGAUGUCUGGAAAUUUUUUCUCAAGUGACCAAAAACACCCAACAAAAAAGUUGCCAAAAUAACUCUAUAUCAUAAUUCCAUUUGAUAUUGUUUGUAUUUCUAUUUGUGUAUUAUGUAGAUCAUAAACCUUUUUUUAUUUUUAUUUUUUAUUUUUUUCUUGUUUUGCUCAGUGAUGAGGGAGUUAUGGUGGUCGUAAAGGUUUAGUUGGUAAACGUCUAGUUUUGUUCCUAUGCCUUCAUGUAAUAUUUUCUCCUCUUCUCC